AUGGGGAACUGCAUGGAGACAUACACUAAAGGGCAUGCAGAGGAGAGGCAGAAAAAUGAAGAAGAAGAAGAAAGAGGAAGAAGAUGGAGAGGGUUUGUGGAGAAAAAUGAUGAUAAAGGUGUGAGCAUGAAAGUUGUGCUGACAAAGGAGGAACUCAAAUGGCUUAUACUUCAACUGAAUGAGAAAGGGGGGAUGAGAGUGGAGGAAAUGGUGGCAGAGAUAGAAAGAGGCAGAGAAAAGGUUAAGGGAUAUUCAUGGAAGCCUUCUUUGGAGAGGAUCUUGGAGGCUCCUGAAAUGCUUCAGAUGGAGGACAUCACAACAUGA
This is a messenger RNA of Cajanus cajan (pigeon pea), 324 nucleotides long. The record is from RefSeq and is a predicted model, not a curated record. NCBI's taxonomy places the organism in Eukaryota, Viridiplantae, Streptophyta, Magnoliopsida, Fabales, Fabaceae.